Mesorhabditis spiculigera is the source of this 249-nucleotide messenger RNA. The record is from the annotation of a GenBank genome assembly. NCBI's taxonomy places the organism in Eukaryota, Metazoa, Nematoda, Chromadorea, Rhabditida, Rhabditidae.
AUGCUUGAAUCUGCCGGCUUCUUGGCAUUGUGUGGAUUUGUCUCAAUGAUGACACUCUAUUCAAAGGAAAAGAAUCGAGAAAUUCUGAUAUUUGAUGAUGAUCAGCGUCACAACGUCAAGGAUUUCCGGGUGUUGAUUGUCCUCGUCGUCUGCUAUAUUAUGCACGUGGCUCGGCAAUUCAUUUCCGAUUCUACCCGUGAUACCAUCAUUUCGAUUCACACGUUCAGCGCGUUUUUGCGGUUUGCAAUG